AAUAACAACAACACACUCUCUCCGCGAUUGGCUUCUUCUUCUUCUUCUUCUUUAAUCAUUAUUAUUCGCUCCCUUUCUAGAUCCAAAUCGAACCCCCAAAUCUUCCAUUUUCUAGGGUUUCCGAUUGGAUCAAAAAUCCACCACGGCGAUUCGGUGAGUCCAUCUCGAUUGUGGAUUUCCGCGACGCGCGGCGGCGGCGCCUAGGGUUUUCUCAUCGGGAUUCUCAGAUCCUCCGGUUCGGUUCGGCUCAAUUGCAACCAUGUUCUGGCGUAUGGCCGGCUUGUCCACCGCGUCUCCGGUGGAGACGAUUUUGGACAAGGAUAAUUUCACAUUGGAAGAGCUUCUUGAUGAAGAUGAAAUUAUCCAAGAAUGCAAAGCUCUUAAUGGGCGCCUAAUCAAUUUCCUGCGAGAAAGAGUUCAGGUGGAGCAACUCAUCCGAUAUAUUGUUGAAGAAGCUCCCGAGGAUGCUGAAAAGAGGCGAACAUUUAAAUUUCCAUUUAUGGCAUGUGAGAUUUUCACUUGUGAAGUUGAUAUCAUACUCAAAACAUUGGUCGAGGAUGAGGAGUUGAUGAAAUUGUUGUUCUCCUUUUUGGAACCAAAUCAUUCUCAUAGCACACUCUUGGCUGGCUACUUUAGCAAGGUUGUUGUUUGCCUGUUGUUGCGUAAGGCAGUUCCUUUUCUGCAUUACAUUCAGGGCCAUCAAGAUAUUGUCAAGAAGCUAGUUGACCUGAUUGGAAUUACGUCAAUCAUGGAGGUUUUGAUACGUCUUGUUGGUGCUGAUGAACAUAUGUAUUCAAACUACAUGGAAGCAAUGCAUUGGAUACAAGAGACCGAUGUGCUAGAAAUGAUUGUGGACAAGUUCAGCUCUUCAGAUUCUCCUGAAGUGCAUGCCAAUGCAGCAGAGACGCUUUGUGCUAUAACUCGGUUUGCUCCGCCUGGACUUUCUACUAAAAUCUCCAGCCCAAGUUUCAUAGGAAGAUUGUUUCGGCAUGCUUUGGAGGACUCCCGGCCAAAAUCUGUUCUUGUUAACUCAUUGUCAGUAUGCAUCUCUUUGUUAGACCCUAGGAGGCUUACUGUGGGAACAUAUCAAAUGUAUGGACGUCAAAUGACUCAUGGAUCCACAGUUACUGCCAACCCUGAGACUGUUGUUGGCAUGUUGGAGAGCCUAGGUAAUUUGCUGAAGCUCUUAGAUGUUUCAUCAGUGGACAAUACGUUGUUAACUACAUAUGGCAAGUUACAGCCACCUCUUGGAAAGCAUCGGUUAAAGGUGGUAGAGUUCAUUUCGGUAUUACUUACAGUCGGUAGUGAAGCUGCCGAGAAGGAAUUGGUUAGCCUCGGAGCAGUGCAAAGAAUUUUAGACUUGUUUUUCAAGUACCCGUAUAACAACUUUGUACAUCACCACAUAGAGAAUAUAAUAGUGUCAUGUUUGGAAAGCAAGAAUGCUCCUCUUGUUGAGCAUCUUCUCCGUGAAUGCGAUCUUGUUGGAAAAAUUCUUGAAGCAGAAAAGAAUUCUUCAUUGUCAGCUGACUCGGACAAGCCAACUAUACCUGCUGAGGGUAGAUCUGCACCCAGGAUAGGGAAUAUCGGGCAUAUAACACGUAUAUCCAAUAAAAUCAUUCAGCUGGGGAAUAACAACAGCGAGAUUGAGGCGUAUCUGCAGGAGAACAGUGAGUGGACUGAUUGGCAGACGAAGAUUUUGUCAAAGCGUAAUGCAUUGGAGAAUGUCUAUCAGUGGGCAUGCGGGCGGCCAACAGCCUUGCAUGAUAGAAAUAGGGAUAGUGAUGAUGAUGACUACCAAGAUAGAGAUUAUGACGUUGCAGCUCUUGCAAAUAACUUGAGCCAGGCUUUUCGAUAUGGCCUUUACAGCAAUGAUGAUUUAGAUGAGGGCCAGGGCUCACUUGAACGAGAUGAUGAGGAUGUCUACUUUGAUGAUGAAUCCGCUGAAGUUGUCAUUUCUUCACUGCGACUUGGAGAUGACCAGGAAAGUGGUUCUCUGUUUACAAAUUCCAACUGGUUUGCAUUUGAGGACGACAGAGCCGGUGAUCGUGCAACUGGGUCCCUUACCUCUCCAUCACCUAAUACCCUGGCGGCUGAUGUUGCCGAUGGUGGCGGCGAGGAUAAUGUCAUUGUUGGUGAAGAUGAUGACUUGGUUGAUGCUGCGACAUCUUCUCCAGAACCAGGAACUAAACCAGAAGAUUCAGAAGCUAGUGUGCCCAACAAUACUACUGAAGUGGGUUCCAGUGAAACUGAUAAGCCACCAGAGUGGGUUGAAUGGAGGGAAACUUCAGAUUCUGGGGAACCAUCUGACGCUCUACCUAAUGGUGAGCUUCAAACGAUAUCUGCAGAUGCAGCGACUAGUUCUCCAUGUAAUGAGGAAACUGUUGAUAGACAUGAAGCUGAAAUGUAUUCUGAGAAAACUGCAAAACCUUCUGAGGUUUCAGAAUCUGGUCUUGAGAAUCCAAGUUCUGAUGCAACAACUUAUGACGCUGCAGCAAGCGCUGUUGGAGCAAAGGGCACUCCUGAAGCAGCAGAAGCCAGUGUAGGGGAUAAAGCUGUCGAGGAAGCGAACUAAUGUAAAUUUUUAAUCAUCAGUCAGUUUUAAAUGGGCUAACUCAGUACUCCGCAAUAUUGAUCCGGGGUGAUCGGGUGGGAAGUUGAAUUCCAGACACUGGUUGGUUGGUUAGGCGAUUGUACUCUUAGGGCCUCACGCAGAUCAUCAAAGGAAAGUUUUUUUUUGAAUAUAGGAUUGUUGAAAUUUUUUUCCCCACCUGUAUAAAAAUUAUGUUCUCUUUUUUUAGUACUUCUCUCCCCUGCUCUCACUAUAAUUAUAAUUUUCAAGGAAAAGGGAAGAGAAUGUUUCCAUUUGCAGACCUGGUAGCAGCUAGCAAGUAAUUUGUUCUUUCAUCAAUUGUCUAAAGCUAGGCGUUACAUAAGUUGGAUUUUUAUUUUUGUUUCUCAUGGUACAAGGGCUUGUGAAUA
Argentina anserina (silverweed cinquefoil) is the source of this 2979-nucleotide messenger RNA. RefSeq lists its product as uncharacterized. The record is from RefSeq and is a predicted model, not a curated record. The transcript is spliced from 19 exons. Gene Ontology annotation, molecular function: protein phosphatase regulator activity; protein phosphatase binding. Lineage: Eukaryota; Viridiplantae; Streptophyta; Magnoliopsida; Rosales; Rosaceae. Bases 260 to 2572 code for a protein of 770 amino acids.